Molecule: messenger RNA, 1728 nt
Organism: Plutella xylostella (diamondback moth)
Lineage: Eukaryota; Metazoa; Arthropoda; Insecta; Lepidoptera; Plutellidae
Source: RefSeq, a predicted model, not a curated record
UGAUCUAUUCGAAUGGAACCGGUUUAGUUGGCCCGAGGAUGGGCGGCGACUCGUCACCUACUCACCUCAUAAUUCGCAGACUAUCACGAGAACCAUCCUGCGGUAGUCAGUUAUAAAAACACAUCCUCCGACCGCGGGUAUCUCACGCGGAACCAUUUAUUUAUUUACGAAAAAUAUUAAAUUAAAAUGAGUUUGUAUCCAGUUUUUUUGGUGGUGCUCUGCGUGUGUUCGAGUCACGGACAUUUGGGUAGAGGUUUGCUCGGUGGGAUCUUCGGACAAGUGACGGGAGAGAUUAAUAAAGUGGCAUCGACAGUGACGAAUGUGCUGGCUCACGGAGGGAACCUGCACGUCGAGGGGCAUGUGAGCCACCAGCACGGGCAGGGGCCGCCCCCGGGCCAUGGCCAGCCCCCGUUCGGACCCCCGCCAGGCCCCCAUGGACCCAUCGUCAAACCCCAUGGAGACACCGUCGUAGUGAUCGUCCAAGAGAAACCCAACGACUACGGCCAUGGACAAGGACCAGGGUAUCAGAAGCCGAACGGAGGUUACAAGCCGGGACAGCAGCACCGCCCUGGACAACACGGGAACAACCAACAUGGUGGCGGAUACGGAGGACACGGUGGACAGAAUAAUAAUGGUUACGGUGGACAGAAUAAUAAUGGAUACGGUGGACAGAAUACUAACGGCUACGGUGGACAAAGUAAUCAUGGAUACGGUGGACAAAGUACUAACGGAUACGGUGGACAAAGUAAUAAUGGAUACGGUGGACAAAGUACUAACGGAUACGGUGGAUCUAGUACCAAUGGAUACGGUGGACAAAAUGGUUACGGCAACCAGGGAUAUGGUGGACAAAAUAAUAAUGGAUUUGGGGAGAAUCAAAACCAAGGUAAUAAUGGACAAAACAACAAUGAAUACAAUGGGCAAAAUGGUUUCGGUGGACAGCAGAAUGGGUAUAAUGGCAAUCAAAAUAGUGGUUACGGUGGCCAGCAGAAUAACGGAUUUGGUGGAAAUAAACCGGGUUUCGGUGGAAAUAAACCGGGUUUUGGUGGAAAUAAGCCAGGUUACGGUGGACAAAACAAUAAUGCAGGACAAAACAACAAUGGUAACGAGGGUCAGGGUAGUUUUGGAGGCUCCAACAACGGCGAAGGAGGCCAGCAUCAUAGUGGACAGGAGAACAACGGGUUUAAUCAACAAGGACAUGGAAGCUUUGGUCAAAAUUCUGAACCGUCCACUGAUUUCCCAGCGACUAAUCAAAAUAACGGGUUUAAUCCGGUCUGGCAAGGUAAUAAUAACAAAGAAGAUUUCAACAAAGUCACUGAAAAGCCGAAGCCAUACCAGCACACAACAACAACAACAAAAAAUCCUGCCGAUAAUAAUCCAUUUUUCGUGCCUUUAUUACCUAACGAUUAUACAUACGGAGGAGAUAAAAUUACUGUUAACGAGCCCAAACGAGAAACACAAACAAAUAAACCAGCUGAAAAUGACGAGGAAUUUCCUAUCGAUAUUAGAUUUAAGGAUGAAUAAAGUAGAGAUUAAUUAUUCCGUAGCCUCUAGGUAUUGACGUAAGUAGGUAGGCGCCUAUCUAAUUAAGUAACUUAAAAAAGGUAAACAUACAACUAUAACAUCUGAUCUAAUCUGAAGCGUGUCUUAACUAACUACCAAAAUAUACCUGCCUACUUUUGUAUAAGUUACUUACCAACAUUAUUUAGUAAAUUAUUUAUGUAAAUGUGA